Molecule: messenger RNA, 2498 nt
Organism: Eruca vesicaria subsp. sativa (arugula)
Lineage: Eukaryota; Viridiplantae; Streptophyta; Magnoliopsida; Brassicales; Brassicaceae
Source: the annotation of a GenBank genome assembly
CUCUGUUCCACCUCUCUCUCUCUCUUUGAUCCCAUCUCAUUCCUUAUCAUCAAUUCACAACUUUCUCUUUCCCGUUAUACCCUCACAUUCCCUUAGAAUUCUCCAUUCUCUACCCCUCAAAGAUGUCUGCACUCACUAAGCUUCGUUCUCCGGUUAAACCAAUGGUUGAGUCACGAACCAUCCUCUGUUCCACCGGGAACAGAGUCAAACCUUCGAAAACAGAGAUCGCUAAGAAGAAGAAGCCGCAAGUGACGAAAUCUCCGGCGAGAAACUUUUCAGCCUCAACUGAUGACUCUUCUUCUUCUUCAACAACAUCUUCAUCGGAACGUUCGUCGGUGAAGACGGCAGACUCUAAGAAAAUGAUAACAACUCCGUCGAAACGGAACGGAUUAGUGAAGAAGGUGAACAGUGUCGCCGUCGUUGGAAACAUUCCUCCUGAGAUUCCGGGACCGUUCAAGAGAUGCCACUGGAUCACACCUAACUCAGACUCGAUCUACGUCAAGUUUCAUGAUGAGGAGUGGGGUGUUCCGGUUCGUGACGACAAGAAACUCUUUGAGCUGCUUGUCUUCUCACAAGCUUUGGCUGAGUUUAGUUGGCCUUCUAUUCUUCACAAACGAGAAACCUUUAGGAAGCUCUUCGAGGACUUUGAUCCUUUAGCUAUAUCAGAAUUCACAGAGAAGAGAUUGAUGUCACUUAAAGUAAACGGAUGUCUUGUUCUAUCCGAACAGAAACUACGAGCCAUUGUUGAUAACGCCAAAUCUGUUCUCAAGGUCAAGCAAGAGUUUGGAUCAUUCAGCAACUACUGUUGGAGAUUUGUGAAUCAUAAAGCUUUAAGAAAUGGAUACCGUUAUGGUCGCCAAGUACCGGUUAAGUCCCCAAAGGCAGAUUAUAUUAGCAAAGACAUGAUGCAGAGAGGUUUCCGCUGCGUUGGACCUACUGUUGUUUAUUCCUUCUUGCAGGUCUCUGGCAUUGUGAAUGACCAUCUCACAUCUUGCUUCAGAUACCAAGAAUGUAAUAAUGCUGAGACUGAGAAAGAACCAAAAAUCCCUGCAGAUGAGACCGAACUGAAUCUGCAAUCCAUGUGACUUGUUUGAUCAACAACAUGAAGUAUUGGAGUAUUAAAAAGAGUUUGUUUGUAAGCUAGUUAUGUUCAUUGGUUGUGCUUUUUCUUCUAGCUAGCUUUGUCUAACUAGUUAUUUGAUGAUAUUAUUUAGUUUUUGACCCAAAAAAAACAUAUUUGGAUUUGCAAGGAAAUAAAGAAUUUAACAUUUUGUAAAAACAUACGUUCCACCAAAUAUUGAAUCUUAGAUGUUGAGAAGCAGACACAUGAUUAGUCAAAUUAACAUGACAAGACACAAAACAGUUCCAAGCCACUAAUUAAAUGUAGCAUUUGCAAGGGAAAACAACAAAUCAUGUAAUCUUCUUAUCUACAAAUAAUGCUUUUGAAUCAAACAAACAACACUCCCAAGUUCCAAUGCUUCCAUGGGAGAAAACUGUGUGCCUCCCCAUCCCCAUGUUUGGAUAGUAAGAACAUUUGAACAGAUACCAGAAGAAUAGCUUCUCACAUUCACAAUCAACAACGAGCCUUACCGUUUCCAAGAGUAAGCUCCAGAUCCUCCAUACCAACAUCAUGUAUCCUCUCUCCUUCCCACGGCUUAACUUGGUUACUACUCUCAAAUUUAAACUCAGAGCUUUGCCCAACCCCUUGGAAAGCAGCAACAGCGUUUGGAGACAUCUGCUGAGGCACAAGAGGUUUCACAAGGUUGAAAGUAGGAGAAGUCGGCACCAUAGAGCCAGAGAACGGCUGCUGGUGUUGUGCAAACUUCUGAAAGCUUAUCCAAUGACCAGAGUCAACAGUAGAAGAGUCAGACUCAUCACACUCAGGUAUUGUAACCGGGGCAUAAAACUGACGACGUGUGGGACUAGCAGGUGCAGAAACAGCAUAGAAAGGAUAGUUAAAAGAGGCCGCCAUGGACUGUUUAGCGUUGACCAUAGACUGUUUAGCAAUAGAGUCCCAGUUAAAGGGUUUAGGGUUGUUGAAAGAUGGAGAUGAGAAGGGUGGAGUAACGGGACAACUGUUUGAGAUUCUGAGGGAAGGAAGGCCACCGUCUGUGAAGAAGGUGGAGCUGUUUGGUUCACCACGAGAGGAAGAUGGGCUGACUUGGUAAGAAGGGAUUGGACUUUGAAAAGCCGAUGAGAGAGGACUCUGGUUUUGUGAUGAGUAUGUCUCACCAGGUGGUGGAGGUGGCCUGCAUCCCUGUUUUGACUCCAAAAUGAAAAAACAAACAUCAACAAUACAAUGUCAGAAUCAAUCAAUCAAGAUUCCAAGAAAAACAGGACACAACUGAUUGUAGAUUCCAAGAAACAGAACACAACUGAUUGAGAUUCCAAGAAACAGAACACAACUGAUUGAAGAUUCCAAGAAACAGAACACAACUGACUGAAGAUUCCAAGAAACAGAACACAACUGAUUGAAGAUUCCAAGAAACAGAACACAA